AGGCAUGAUGAGGAGAAAUAACAUAUUACACUAAGAAGCUAUUUUGAGCCACAUUAUUUAAAAAAAAACAUUAGUUUUUAGUUUUAUUUAUGUAUUUAUUUAUUUUUCACAAAGAUUUUAUUUUGACGAUACCAGGAUCUGAUUUGUGACCAAGAAGCGUUCUUGUUUAAAAGAAAAAAAGAAAAAAGAAGAAGCGAUUUUAUGAUUUUAAAAUAGUACUCCUUUGGUCUCUGGGAUGAAUUUAGUGUGAAACCAAUGGUGCAUCGACGGCUCCUGGCUUCUUUCAGGCUGAAUAGUUAGAGCUGAGACGACACCCGGACUGCUCCGCUUUCCCAGCAGCAAUGGACAACGCUCACACUAAAACGGUGGAAGAGGUUUUGGGUUUCUUCAGUGUCAAUGAAUCCACAGGUCUGAGCUGUGAGCAGCUGAGGAAGAACAGAGAGAAGUGGGGACCCAACGAAUUGCCUGCAGAAGAAGGAAAGUCACUUUGGGGGCUGGUCCUGGAACAGUUUGAAGAUCUGCUGGUUCGAAUCCUGCUGCUGGCUGCUUGCAUUUCUUUUACCCUGGCGUGGUUUGAAGAAGGGGAGGGAACCAUCACGGCGUUCGUUGAACCCUUCGUCAUCCUCCUCAUCCUGAUUGCUAACGCUAUCGUUGGCGUGUGGCAGGAAAGAAAUGCAGAGAACGCCAUUGAAGCUUUGAAGGAGUACGAGCCUGAAAUGGGAAAAGUUUACAGGCAGGACAAGAAAAGUGUCCAGAGAGUCCGAGCCAGAGACAUCGUUCCUGGAGACAUCGUUGAAGUUGCUGUCGGUGACAAAGUUCCUGCUGACAUCAGGUUAACGUCCAUUUGCUCCACCACGCUCAGAGUGGACCAGUCCAUUCUGACAGGAGAGUCCGUCUCCAUCAUUAAACACACUGAUCCGGUACCAGACCCCAGAGCAGUCAAUCAGGACAAGAAGAACAUGCUGUUCUCUGGUACAAACAUCGCGGCGGGUCGGGCCAUCGGGGUCGCCGUGGCAACUGGGGUGCAGACAGAGAUCGGGAAAAUCCGGGAUGAGAUGGCCUCCACCGACCCUGAAAGAACCCCUCUGCAGCAGAAGCUGGACCAGUUUGGGGAACAACUGUCAAAGGUCAUCAGCGUCAUUUGUGUGGCUGUGUGGGCCAUUAACGUCGGACACUUCAGCGACCCGGUUCACGGAGGCAGCUGGCUCAGAGGAGCUAUUUACUAUUUCAAGAUUGCUGUCGCGUUGGCUGUAGCUGCCAUUCCAGAAGGCCUUCCAGCUGUCAUCACUACAUGCCUGGCGCUAGGUACUCGAAGGAUGGCCAGGAAAAAUGCCAUUGUCCGCAGCCUGCCGUCAGUGGAGACGCUGGGAUGCACCUCUGUUAUAUGCUCAGACAAAACAGGAACUCUGACUACCAACCAGAUGUCUGUGUGCAGGAUGUUUAUAGUAGAGAGUGCAUCAGAGGAGCGUUGCAGCCUGAACGAGUUCACUGUGACUGGAUCUACUUAUGCCCCUGAGGGGGAAGUAUACAAGGACGACUCAGUGGUGAAAUGCAGUCAGUAUGAUGGCCUAGUGGAGAUGGCCACCAUCUGUGCUCUGUGCAAUGACUCAUCCCUAGACUACAGUGAGGCAAAGGGUGUGUAUGAGAAAGUUGGUGAGGCGACAGAGACUGCCCUCUGCUGUCUGGUGGAGAAAAUGAACGUGUUUGAUGUGGAUCUCAAAGGACUGAGCCGUGCUGAGAGAGCCACAGCCUGUUGUUCUGUGAUUAAACAGCUGAUGAAGAAGGAGUUGACACUGGAGUUUUCCAGAGACAGGAAGUCCAUGUCUGUUUUCUGCUUCUCCAACAAACACGCCCAGUCUGCCUCCGGAGCCAAGAUGUUUGUAAAGGGCGCUCCAGAGAGCCUGCUGGAGCGCUGCAACCACGUCCGUGUCAGCGGUUCCGGUCGUGUUCCUCUGAGCCCGGCUGUUCGAGAGCAGCUCCAGUCCACCAUACGGGGCUGGGGUUCUGGACGGGACAUGCUGCGCUGCCUCGCCAUGGCAACCAGGGACUCGCCGCCGGAAAUUCGCUCCCUCAACCUGGAGAACACGGCAACCUUCGCUGACUAUGAGUCGGACCUGACCUUUGUGGGCUGUGUGGGGAUGCUGGACCCCCCGAGGCAGGAGGUCCGCGGAGCUGUUCAGAUGUGUCGACAGGCCGGCAUACGGGUCAUCAUGAUCACAGGGGACAACAAGGGGACGGCGCUGUCCAUCUGCAGGCGAGUGGGCAUCAUCACCGAGCAGGAGGAGGAGCAGGAGGGCGUGGGAGGAUACGGCGGCCUGACGGGCCGAGAGUUCGAUGAGUUGUCCCCUGACCUUCAGCGCCAGGUCUGCCGGACGGCGCGGUGCUUCGCCCGGGUGGAGCCGGCCCACAAAAGCCGCAUCGUGGAAUAUCUGCAGAGCCUGAACGACAUCACUGCCAUGACGGGGGAUGGAGUCAACGACGCGCCGGCUCUGAAGAAGGCGGAGAUCGGCAUCGCGAUGGGCAGCGGCACGGCCGUAGCCAAGUCGGCCGCGGAGAUGAUCCUAGCCGACGAUAACUUCUCCACCAUCGUGGCGGCGGUGGAGGAAGGCCGAGCCAUUUACAACAACAUGAAGCAGUUCAUCCGAUACCUCAUAUCGUCCAACAUCGGAGAAGUCGUCUGUAUUUUCCUGGCCGCUGCACUGGGCAUGCCCGAAGCGCUGAUCCCGGUCCAGCUGCUGUGGGUCAACCUGGUCACCGACGGUUUCCCGGCAACAGCGCUGGGAUUCAACCCGCCGGACUUGGACAUCAUGUCUCGUCCUCCGCGCUCUCCCAAAGAGCCGCUCAUCUCCAGCUGGUUGUUCUGCCGCUACCUCAUCAUCGGAUGUUACGUGGGAGCCGCCACCGUCGGAGCUGCAGCCUGGUGGUUCAUGGCGGCUCAUGACGGCCCAAAACUUUCCUUCUACCAGCUGUCCCAUUACCUGCAGUGCAGUGAAGAUCACGCCAAGUUUAGCGGUGUGCAGUGUUCGGUGUUCGAGUCGCCGUAUCCCAUGACGAUGGCGCUGUCUGUGCUGGUUACCAUAGAAAUGUGCAACGCCUUGAACAGUCUGUCAGAGAACCAGUCCCUGCUGAAAAUGCCUCCGUGGUCCAACCCGUGGUUGGUGGGCGCCAUCUGCCUCUCUAUGGCGCUUCACUUCCUCAUCCUGUACGUCGACCCACUGCCGAUGAUCUUCCAGAUCCGGCCGCUGUCCUGGACUCAGUGGGUCGUGGUUCUGAAGCUGUCGCUGCCCGUCAUCCUGAUGGACGAGGCGCUCAAGUUCUUGGCCCGCAACUACAUCGAGCCGGGAAACCAGUCAGUGGAGGAGGAGGAGCUGCAGAGGUCAUGGGUCGGCAUGGGGCUGGUGGGUUCGAUCCCGUCGAGGCUUCGCCACGUGGUGAAGGACGUCUCCUGGUUGUUCGUUCUCUUUUCGGCGCCGCUGGUGAUCUGGAUCUUCAGCCUGGAUUCCGACAUCAACAAUAUCUUCUGGGAGUGAAACCCGAACGGAAAUCACGGAAGAGGAAAAGAAGAAGAUGGACUUCUGGAAAAAUUACUUUAAAACGUCAAGAAAAAACCCGAAGAAAAUGGUUUCCUUUGUCAUAAAGGUGCUUUGUGGAGAUUUAAAACAUUUUCUUUGAGCAAACAACCAUUUCUUGAUUCUUUUGAAUUUUUUUUGUAACAUAAAAACAGUGAGUUUUACAUAAAAUCUCUGGUUGAGUUAAACUAAUCUAAUCUAAGAUAAGCUGCCGUAUGUGUUUUAUGAUUCAAUUCAAUAUUAAACCCGAUAUAAAAAAGAACAGCACUGCAAAAACACAAAGUCUUACCAAAUAUUUUUGGUUUAGUUUCCAUCACAAAUAUUUUAGUACAUUUGAAAUUAGACAAAAAUAACUCACAAGUAAUUGUUCAGCAACAUAAAGGAGUUUGUUCUAAGUCAAUAAUUCCUUAAUAUUGAUGAAUAACUACUAGUUCCACUGACAGAUUAUUUCACUUUAUAACAUGGGAAAAUGUUUUGUUAUAAAUAAAAUUAUCUGCCAGUUGAACUAGAACUUUUUCACCGAUAUUAAGAAAUUCUCCUAUUUCUUGCUGAAAAAUUGCUUGUAAGUUAAUUUUGUUUUAUUUCAAGUGUACUAAAGUAUUUUUACUAGGAACAGGACUAAAACAUCUUGGUAUAAUGUUGUUUUUAUUGCUGUGAUGUUCCUACAAUGCUACACAGAGCACCUUUUAGAACCUGUUAAAUUUACUAAUGUAUCUGCUGAUCGUUCCUAAUACUCACGUGUAACAUCCGGACAUUUUCUGAAACAGCUGAUCUGAGACCGGUCCAGGAGGGGAAGCCCGGCCAGAUUGUGCUAGAUAAUGUAAUAAAACUCUGUGAUUAAGGCUCCUAACAUGAA
Molecule: messenger RNA, 4425 nt
Organism: Gambusia affinis (western mosquitofish)
Lineage: Eukaryota; Metazoa; Chordata; Actinopteri; Cyprinodontiformes; Poeciliidae
Product: sarcoplasmic/endoplasmic reticulum calcium ATPase 2
Exons: 24
Coding region: 342-3530 (1062 amino acids)
Biological process (GO): calcium ion transmembrane transport; intracellular calcium ion homeostasis
Cellular component (GO): membrane
Molecular function (GO): ATP binding; ATP hydrolysis activity; P-type calcium transporter activity
Source: RefSeq, a predicted model, not a curated record